Molecule: messenger RNA, 4846 nt
Organism: Rhineura floridana
Lineage: Eukaryota; Metazoa; Chordata; Lepidosauria; Squamata; Rhineuridae
Product: B-cadherin-like
Exons: 16
Coding region: 237-2927 (896 amino acids)
Biological process (GO): adherens junction organization; multicellular organism development; calcium-dependent cell-cell adhesion
Cellular component (GO): adherens junction; catenin complex; plasma membrane
Molecular function (GO): calcium ion binding; cadherin binding
Source: RefSeq, a predicted model, not a curated record
CUUUUCUACUUGCGAGGAGGGGGCAAAACUUUCCGACACGCCCUCUGCCCCGCCCCGGGCCCAGCGGGGGCGCUGGUUUGGCUGGGGCAGGCAAGCGAAUGACGAAGACGGGAAGCCCCGCCUCCCUCCGCACCUGUGGGCGGGGCCUUGCACCUGCCUGAGCCGACGGGCGCCCAGAGGGGCAAAGACUGUCCAGCGCUCGCCGCCUGCGCUUAUCUGCCUCGCCUCUCGCGCCGAUGGGGAGGUCGCUGCUUCCAGGACGCCCGUCGGGGCUCCACCUCUAUCUGCUGCUGCUGCUGCUGCUGCUGCUGCUGCAGGCUGGAAGGUGGCUUUGUGAGGAGACGGCGGCCCAGUGCCAAUCAGGCUUCAGACCACGGAAUUAUAUUUUCAACGUGCCCAGAUCUGACUUGGAAAGACAUCGAGUGUUGGGCAAAGUGAACUUUGAGGGAUGCUCAGGGAGGACCCACCCAGCCAUUGCUUCGGGCGACACUCACUUCAGGGUGCGCCCGGAUGGUGCUGUUGUGGUGAAACGGCCCCUGCAACUCUAUAUCCACGAAUGGAACUUCUUCAUCCAUGCCUGGGAUGCGGCUGGCAAGAAACACUCUGCCAAGGUGACGCUGCGGAGUCGUGGCCAUGGAUCCCACCACCAGCACCGUCCUCAUGCGGAGCCCUAUCACCUUGGCCAUGGAGAGGUGCUAACCUUCCCAGAAUCCAGCCCAGGCCUGAGGAGGCAGAAGAGGGAUUGGGUCAUCCCACCAAUCACUUGCUCCGAGAAUGAGAAGGGCCCUUUCCCCAAGAACCUGGUGCAGAUCAAAUCUAACAAGGAGAAAGAGACGACUGUCUUCUACAGCAUCACUGGGCAGGGAGCCGACAGCCCGCCCACUGGCAUCUUCAUCAUUGAGAGGGAAACUGGCUGGCUGAAGGUGACACGCCCGCUGGACAGAGAGGCCAUCGACAGAUACAUUCUGUUCUCCCAUGCAGUAUCUGCAAAUGGGCAGCCCGUGGAGGACCCCAUGGAGAUCAUCAUCAAGGUCAGCGACCAGAAUGACAACCGGCCCGUGUUCACCCAGAGCGUCUUCGAAGGGUUCGUAGCAGAAGGAGCCAAGCCAGGUACCCAGGUGAUGCAAGUGUCUGCCACUGAUGACGAUGAUAGUGUGGAUACCUACAAUGGGGUCAUCACCUACUCCAUUAUCAGCCAGACCCCCCAAGAGCCCUACAAACAAAUAUUCACCAUCAACAGUGAAACGGGCUGGAUCAGUGUGAUCACAACAGGCCUUGACAGAGAGAAAUUCCACAACUACACGCUGAUCCUCCAAGCUGCAGACAUGUUAGGACAAGGCUUAACCACUACAGGGACAGCAGUGAUUAUCGUCACUGACAUGAAUGACAACCCGCCAAUAUUUGACCCGCUCACGUACAUUUCAGCUGUGCCAGAGAAUGACAUAGGGUACCAGGUUGCCAGGCUGAUGGUGAAAGAUGCCGAUCAGGAAAGCACUCCAGCGUGGAACGCCAAGUACGCCAUCGUGAAAGGGAACGAAGAAGGGAACUUUGCCAUCUCCACUGAUCCCCAAAGCAAUGAUGGCCUUCUGACGACAGCUAAGGCUCUGGACUUUGAGAAGCAGCAACAGUUUGUCCUUCAAGUUACUGUGGUGAAUGAAGUUCCCUACUCAGUGAAUCUCCCGACUUCCACGGCCACGGUCACUGUCAACGUGAAGGAUGAAAAUGAAGCCCCCGUCUUUGUUCCACCCGAAAAGUCUGUGUCGAAGCCUGAAGACCUCGCCGUUGGCCAGCCAGUGGCCACUUACACCGCUCAGGACCCCGAUAAGCUUCAGCAACAAACAGUCAGGUAUUUCAUUGGGAGUGACCCGGCUGGGUGGCUGAAGAUUAAUCCUGAAACCGGCAUCAUAGAGACUAGAGCCCCUCUGGACAGGGAGUCAGAAUUUGUGAGAGACAGCACCUACAUGGCUAUCAUCUUUGCGAGUGACAAUGGGACCCCAUCAGCAACCACGGGCACAGGAACUCUGCUCGUGCACCUGGAGGAUGUGAAUGACAAUGGGCCAGAGCCAGAGCCGCGAUCCUUUGACAUCUGCAACCGGAGCCCUGAGCCCAAGAUGCUGAACAUUGUGGACAAGGACCUUCCUCCAAACACCUACCCCUUCUCUGCAGAGUUGCUCCUGGGCUCCAGCGCCAACUGGACAGUCCGGAUGAACAAAGAAGACAGCCUGAUCCUCGAACUGACCAAGCAGCUGGAUCCGGGUGAAUAUAGCAUUUCCCUCCAGCUGACCGACGGCCAGAGGCGGUCCCAGAUGACAACAGUCAAAGCGCAAGUGUGCGACUGCGAGGGAGUGGUCAAGAACUGCGAGAGAAGGGCCUUCAUAGCUGGCGGGAUGGGAAUCCCAGCCAUCCUGGGGAUCCUUGGUGGCAUCCUUGCUGUCCUGAUCCUGUUGCUCCUGCUGCUGCUGUUUGUGAGGAGGAGGAAGACGGAGAAGGAGCCGCUGCUUCCGCCAGAGGAUGACACGCGAGACAAUGUCUAUUACUACGAUGAAGAGGGUGGCGGAGAGGAGGAUCAGGACUAUGAUCUGAGCCAGUUGCACCGCGGCCUGGAUUCUCGCCCCGAAAUUACCCGCAAUGAUGUUGCUCCAACUCUCAUGCCAGCUCCACAGUACCGCCCGCGCCCUGCCAAUCCUGACGAGAUAGGCAACUUCAUUGAUGAGAACCUGAAGGCCGCAGACACAGACCCUACGGCCCCCCCAUAUGACUCUCUGCUCGUCUUUGACUAUGAGGGCAGUGGCUCUGAAGCAGCCUCCCUCAGCUCUCUGAAUUCCUCCAACGGUGACAGAGACCAAGACUACGACUACCUGAAUGACUGGGGCAACCGCUUCAAGAAGCUGGCCGACAUGUAUGGAGGUGGUGAGGAAGAAGACUAGAUGUGACUGGAAUUAAGUAGGGCUUUGCUCUCUGUGUGUGGAGGGGGAGAGAGAGAGAUGAGACCCACCUGUCCUCAACUUUUCCCAGCAGCUGACUAUUGGUCAUAUUUGCUGCUCUUGCUAUAAGUUGCCAAAGUACUGCAUAAAACUUGCCUUCCUUCCAGUGUUGGUUCCUCUUAGGGUACAUUCAAAUUACCACAUUUUCCACAUAAUAAUCAAAUUAUAGUUUUGUCCUUUUGAAGCUUCUGACAAAGGGUGAGUCACACUUAUUUACCAAAGAGGAUUUCCAAAUAGUCAAGAGCUGCUAUUCAAUAGUGUACGGACCGCUUCUUGGAUCACUAUUAAGAGCCUGUGAGGCAAUUUGCCAAACGGCCCUGACUGAUGAUCAUAAAAAUAAUAGAAUGCUGUUUUCUAAUGCAUGGGCUAAAAUUUAAGCAAUAUUUUAGGCAUGGUUUCAAGUCUUGCAGUUCUGUGAAAUGCAGACCAGUUCCAUGAUCCGAAAUGAACUCUUUGGGCUCCCCUAGUAACAAUGCACUUUAGGUAUUUCUAUCACUGUGACUCCAAAGCACUAACCAAAUAUUUUAUUCUCAGGCUGCUGUGUGUAUUUGGCAUUUCAAAGGCUCAAUGGCUGCAAAGAUGCUUGAUGUUAGAUGAAAAACUUGGAAGCUGAGGCUGGUUUUCUAGUGGUUGGGGAAUAGGCCUGGCUUUACCCUUCCCUAAAAACAGCAGGAGCAGAAUAUGCUGUACAGGGAUUAUCUGUAGACACACCUGAUGCAUGCUGCAUAACUCAUUUUUCCUUGAUGGAGAAUUCUAGCGGGCUCCUUGAGUUUAUAGAAGUGUUGUUUUAGUGCAAAAUAAAAACUGCUGUGGUCAUUCCAAAUUGUUAAGGUGCAAUCCUAUACAUGUCUACUUGGACAUAAUCCAUUUUAGUUCAUUGCAGCUUACUCUCAUGCAAGUGUGUAUAGGAUUGCAGCCCUAGAUGGUAGCAAGAUUUAAGUGGGAACAGUAAGAAAUGCCUGAAGUGGCAGAAGCCCAGCUGAACUCUUACGGGAGGGAUGAAUUUUUAUGAGGGUUCCUGAUUCAGCUGGUCCCAACAAGUGCCUUUGCCCCACAACCUUCAAACUGAAUGCCUGUCCAUUCUCUUAGGGACCUUUUGCCCAUUGGGCAUUGGUACAAAUGGACCAAGUGUACGCUCCCCACAAUAUUACAGGUGCAUGUUAUCACCAUCACACGAUCAUGCAUUUUCUAACCAUGUUUAGAGCCCACUUUCAGCCCAUGUUGCUGCGUAUUCAGGAGUAGGCAGCACAAGUGGAAACUACAUUGCCCCUCCUGGCUUCCCAACACUGGGGAGGUUGCUGCUGCUUACUGGGAAGCAGAGUGGUGAGGCACAGGGUGCUCAGCGCAGUGCAGCAGAGCCAAUGCGAGGCUCCUGCCACUGCGCCUCCCCCCUUGGUCAGUAGCAGUGACCUGCGUUGCUAGGAAGCUGGAAGAGGAACGCAGCCCCACCCGUGUUGCCCUGCUGGCCACUACUGCGUGUAUUGUAUUUUUUUGUACACUGUUGUGCAUACAUUUUCCUGUCUGUUUGUAUAAAAUGCAGUUGAAUCACUUUCUUCUGGUGCACUUGUCAAGUAAUCAGUCAAGUCAUGAUACCGUAGGUGGACUUUGUGGUUAAGGUGCCAGCUGUUUCCUGCUAAGUUUUUUUCCAGAGUUUAGUGCUUUAUAUGAUUACUGUACAAUUAAUAAGUGUUUUUUUUAAAGUGGCUUUCUCUGGUUUUAGGUCUGUAUAUUUAGCUUUCCUUUUUGAAUAGGUAAUGUUCUGAAUGUAUGUGUGGGACAUGACUUAAAAGCCAUUAUUUACCACUUUAUUUUACAUGAUACUUUUUAAUAAAAUUUUAAUAAAGUUUUUUCUGUAAAAAAAA